GUCAUGCAGUCAGGAAAAGCGCCAUUUAAUCGGGACGGUAGAUAUUUGGGCGGACCAAUUGAUUUGAAUCGCUGUUUGCGCUGCCGCUCCACUCUGUCUUGCGUUGCUUGACCUAGAUAUCAUUUCUUCCUAUAUCUGACAGACACAGUGUUGUCAUCCUUUUUUUCUUUAUUGGUUUCCAAACAGGACUUCGCUGCAUUUAUCACUGAAUGACUAUCAGGAGAACACAAGUAUUAUGCUUGUUUAAUAUCUGUCGACGAAGCUUCGCUUGUGUUCUUAAUAGACUUGAUAAAGUCUCUAUUUUUGCUUCAUGGGAUGCAUGUGAACAUAAAUUUAAAAGCCAGUUAGAUCUUCGAAGUAUUCCGACAGUUUCAACCAUACUCAGUAAAACAGCAUCCCUGCAGAGUACAGCUGCACUACGAAAAUGGCAGGAAAAGAAAAAAAGUGAGCUUGGUGAAGAUGGAUUCCAGGAGUACAUGCGAGGACUUCAGCUUAUAGGAAAAAGUGUUCAUUCCAGCAUUGAAGCUCGACUUCUUAAGGGUGAAUUUCCUUCUAAUCUGCCAGAAGACAUCUCCAAGUAUUGCGAGAGUUUGAGCUACAUUUUGGAUGACUUAAGGUCUACUGCUGUAGAAACUAAUUGUCUUCAUCCCCAGCUUUUGUAUCGCGGAAGGUUCGAUAGCAUAGUUUUUCCGAAAAACAUAGAUGAACCCAUUUUAACUGAGUGGAAGACAGUGCAUGAAUGCAAACGAAUAACAACUAUUGAUCAGACUUACGACAGUCCACUGCAAGUUGCUGCAUAUAUUGGAGCUUACAAUUUUACACGUUACCCUUCAUCUCCACUGGUCAAAAAAGGUAUGCUGAUUUAUUCAUAUGGCGAUGGUUAUCCAGCAUCACGAAUUGUUUUGAAUGAGACUGACCUGUUACACUAUUGGGACUUGUGGUGCGAACGUGUAAAAGCUUAUCGGGAUCAGUUUUGUAAUCCUCCAAAUGAAGAGUGAAAACAGUAGUAUUACGCACACUCAACAUGUAUUAUUGCGCCAUCCAUCCAUGCAAACCAAGUUCUAUUUUGGGAAAAUUCAAGUUAUUUGUACCAAUCUCACAAAAUUAUUAUUCACACAAGAUUGUAUUCGUGUAAUAUAUAUAGUAUAACCACU
Molecule: messenger RNA, 1154 nt
Organism: Trichobilharzia szidati
Lineage: Eukaryota; Metazoa; Platyhelminthes; Trematoda; Strigeidida; Schistosomatidae
Source: the annotation of a GenBank genome assembly